GUGGUUAUGAAUUAUUCAGAGAUCGAGUCUAAAGUUCUAGAAGCAAUGAAUGACGAUCCUUGGGAACCUUCUGGGCAACUCAUGGGAGAGAUUGCCAAGGCUACAUUUAUGUAUGAACAAUUUCCUGAACUUAUGAAUAUGCUUUGGUCACGAAUGUUAAAAGACAACAAAAAUUGAAGAAGAGUUUAUAAGUCAUUGCUACUUCUAGCUUACCUCAUAAGGAAUGGAUCAGAGCAUGUGGUUACAAGUGCCAGAGAACACAUUUAUGAUUUGCGAUCCCUGGAAAAUUACCACUUUGUAGAUGAGCAUGGCAAGGAUCAAGGUAUAAAUAUUCGCCAGAAGGUGAAAGAAUUGGUUGAAUUUGCCCAGGAUGACGACAGGCUUCGUGAAGAGCGAAAGAAAGCAAAGAAGAACAAAGACAAAUAUGUUGGGGUUUCCUCAGACAGUGUUGGAGGAUUCAGAUACAGUGAAAGAUAUGAUCCUGAACCCAAAUCAAAAUGGGAUGAAGAGUGGGAUAAAAACAAGAGUGCUUUUCCAUUCAGUGAUAAAUUAGGUGAACUGAGUGAUAAAAUUGGAAGCACAAUUGAUGACACCAUCAGCAAAUUCCGGAGGAAAGAUAGAGAAGACUCUCCAAAAAGAUGCAGUGACAGUGAUGAGGAAAAGAAAGCAAGAAGAGGCAGAUCUCCCAAAGGUGAAUUCAAAGAUGAAGAGGAGACUGUGACGACAAAGCAUAUCCAUAUCACACAGGCCACAGGGACCACCACAACCAGACACAAGCGCACAGCAAAUCCUUCCAAAACCAUUGAUCUUGGAGCAGCAGAACAUUACACAGGGGACAAAGCAAGUCCAGAACAGAAUACUUCAACUCAUACACCUCAGUCUUCACCGAAGACUCCAGUGCCUAGCAGCAAGUCAUCUGGUGACCUUGUUGAUCUGGUUGAUGGCACCAGCCAGUCAACAGGAGGAUCAGCUGAUUUAUUUGGAGGAUUUGCUGAUUUUGGCUCAGCUGCUGCAUCAGGCAAUUUCCCUUCCCAAGCUACGGCAACAAGUGGGAAUGGAGACUUUGGUGACUGGAGUGCCUUCACCCAAGCCCCAUCCGGCCCCGGUGCCUCCAGCGGCGAGCUCUUUGGUGGUGCCUCACAGCCAGCCGUAGAGCUGGCCGGUGGCCCAGCUGCAGCGGCUUCAGGUUCCUCAGACCUGUUUGAUCUUAUGGGCUCAUCCCAGGCAACCAUGGCAUCUUCCCAGAGUAUGAAUUUCUCCCUGAUGAGCUCUAAUACUGUAGGCCUCGGGUUGCCCAUGUCAAGAUCACAGCCUUUGCAAAAUGUUAGCACGGUGCUGCAGAAGCCCAAUCCUCUCUAUAAUCAGAAUACAGAUAUGGUCCAGAAGUCAGUCAGCAAAACCCUGCCCUCUACUUGGUCUGACCCCAGUGUGAACAUCAGCCUAGACAACUUACUACCUGGUAUACAGCCUUCCAAACCCCAGCAACCGUCACUCAAUACCAUGAUUCAGCAGCAGAAUAUGCAACAACCUAUGAAUGUGAUGACCCAAAGUUUUGGAGCUGUGAAUCUCAGUUCUCCGUCAAACAUUCUUCCUGUCCGGCCCCAAACUAACCCUCUGAUGGGGGGGCCCAUGCCUAUGAGCAUGGCCGGUGUGAUGACUGGCACCAUGGGAACGGCCCCUCUUGGAAAUACUCCAAUGAUGAACCAGAGCAUGAUGGGCAUGAACAUGAACACAGGGAUGUCAGCGGCUGGGAUGGGCCUGACAGGCACAAUGGGAACGGGCAUGCCCAACUUAGCCAUGACUUCUGGAACUGUGCAGCCCAAGCAAGAUGCCUUUGCAAAUUUCGCCAACUUUAGCAAAUGAGAGAUUGUAAAGGAGCAGAUUGAAUGAAGGAUUUUUAGCGGUGAAGAGA
This is a messenger RNA of Suricata suricatta (meerkat), 1912 nucleotides long. Its product is annotated as clathrin interactor 1-like. Gene Ontology annotation, molecular function: clathrin binding; phospholipid binding. Gene Ontology annotation, cellular component: clathrin vesicle coat; plasma membrane; endosome. The record is from RefSeq and is a predicted model, not a curated record. Gene Ontology annotation, biological process: endocytosis. Lineage: Eukaryota; Metazoa; Chordata; Mammalia; Carnivora; Herpestidae.